Messenger RNA from Knipowitschia caucasica, 1146 nucleotides. NCBI's taxonomy places the organism in Eukaryota, Metazoa, Chordata, Actinopteri, Gobiiformes, Gobiidae. The record is from the annotation of a GenBank genome assembly.
AUGCAGCACCUUCUGUUGAUCCGAAAUGACUAUUUGGCCAGGCCUCAGUAUUACAGGUUGAUAGACGAGUGUAUCGCCCAAACUGUUCUUCACAGGAAUGGCGCAGACCCUGACUUCAAAUGUCGAAGUCUAAACCUCAAUAUUGAGAAUUUGAUAGAUAACAUGGUGGACCAGACUAAGGUUGAAACCAGUGAAGCCAAAGCUGCUGACCUGGAGAAGAAGUUGGAUGCAGAGUUGACGGCUCGUCACGAGUUGCAGGUGGAACUUAAAAAGUUGGAAGGGGACUAUGAGCAGAAGCUGCAGGAUUUGAGCCACGAAAAGGAGCAGUUGGCCUCUGUUAAACAAGAACGAGAGCAGGAGAACCAAGGACUUCAGAAGCAGCUGAGCACUCUGCAGCAGCAGAUUGAAAAGUUGAAAAAAGAUUUGGAAGAAGCCAAAACUAAAAUUGUCACAGUAACUGUACCUGUGAUAACACCUGGACUUCCCCCGCCUCCUUUAAAUUCUGGAUCUGGGCCAGCUCCGUCUCUUCCAGGCCAUGCAGGCAUGCCUCCACCCCCACCUCCACCACCACUUCCUGGGAUGCCUGGUCCUCCACCUCCACCACCACUACCUGGGAUGCCUGGACCUCCACCUCCUCCACCUUUACCUGGGAUGCCUGGUCCUCCACCUCCCCCACCCUUACCUGGGAUGCCUGGACCACCUCCUCCUCCACCUUUACCUGGGAUGCCUGGACCUCCACCUCCUCCUCCCUUGCCUGGGAUGCCUGGACCUCCACCUCCUCCACCCUUACCUGGGAUGCCUGGACCCCCACCUCCUCCACCUCCCCCUGGAGGACCAGGUGCUCCCCCACCACCACCCGGGCCUGGGAUGCCACCUCCACUGUUUGGGGGUUGGACUGCAGCACCUGCUCCCCUGCCUUAUGGCCUUCAGCCAAAGAAGGAAUACAAACCUGAGGUCCAGCUCAAGAGAGCCAACUGGAGCAAGAUUGGUCCAGAGGAUCUUUCUGAAAGCAGCUUCUGGACAAAAGCAAAAGAGGAUACAUUUGAAAACAAUGAGCUGUUUGCCAAACUCACCUUGACCUUCUCCUCACAAACAAAGACCACAAAAGGUAAGAAUGAACACCCCACCCAUUUUUUGUUCAUAUAA